UGACAUCACCCGUGCUGAUAUCUACACCCUGAGUAUAAAACCUCCGUCAACUUUAACACUCGUUAGUUUUAAGGAGAUCCUCGAGUGACCGUAAUAUUAAAUACCAAGCAUCGCAUUCUCAUUCUAUACAUUUUUGAGUGCACGUUAUUCUUGAAAGUUGAUGACGAUGCAGUACGCUUUGAAAAUGGCAAGGUGUUCCCGGCUUCUGAACAAGCACAACAUCGUGGCACGGCACACGCGUGGCUUGCAACUGACGAGUAGUUCGCAGAGGCGGAACAUGGGCAAACUGCUUCCGCAAAAGGAGGAAUUUCAAGCGAGGCACAUCGGGCCCAGGGAGCACGAGCAGAUAGAGAUGCUGCGACUAAUUGGAUUCAAGAGUCUCGAUGAAUUAACGGAAGCGGCGGUGCCAGCUAAAAUUCUUCACAAGGGAGAUUUAAAUCUCGACGAGCCAGUUACCGAGUACGAACUAGUGAAGCGGAUCACCAAAAUUUCGGAAAAGAACGAGGUAUGGCGCUCCUACAUAGGCAUGGGGUACCACAACUGCUGCGUGCCGCAUACGAUUAUGCGCAACAUUUUUGAGAAUCCCGGAUGGACGACGCAAUAUACUCCUUAUCAGCCGGAGAUUUCGCAAGGACGGCUCGAAGGCUUGCUGAAUUACCAAACCAUGAUAUGCGAUUUCACGGGCAUGGAGGUGGCGAACGCUUCUCUCCUGGACGAAGGGACAGCGGCGGCGGAGGCCCUGGCGCUCGCGUACAGGCACAAUAAGAGAAGGAAAUUGUUUCUCUCCGACCGUGUGCAUCCUCAGACUAUCAGCGUUAUCGCAACACGCGCCGCUUCCCAGGGUUUAACGCUAGAAGUCGGAGACGUGUUUAAAGUGGACACCAGCGGAAAUGACAUCGCCGGUAUUCUCCUGCAGUAUCCCGAUACAACUGGCUGUAUCCACGACUUCGAGGACGUUGUCAUGAAGGCGCACGCUAACGGGACACUCGUCUGCGCUGCCACCGACUUACUGGCGUUGGCUAUACUUCAACCGCCGAGUGACUUCGGUGUCGACAUAUGCGUGGGUACGAGCCAACGUUUCGGCGUGCCUCUCGGAUACGGCGGGCCUCACGCCGGGUUCUUCGCGUGCCGGCAGAAACUGGUGCGACUGAUGCCCGGCAGAAUGAUAGGCGUUACGAGAGAUUCCAGCGGCCAGGACGCUUAUCGGCUGGCCCUACAAACGCGCGAGCAGCACAUCAGGAGGGACAAGGCCACCAGCAAUAUCUGCACCGCCCAAGCGUUGCUGGCCAACAUGUCCGCGAUGUACGCGGUUUAUCACGGGCCUCAGGGGAUACGCGACAUCGCGAGCAGGGUGCACAAUUUGACGCUAGCUCUGGCGAAGGGCUUGGAUACGGCUGAAAACGCAAUAAAUAACAUAUACUUCUUCGACACGAUUACGGUGACGCCGAGGAUGUCUGUACAGACGAUAAAGGAAAAUGCGAAUAGGGCUAAAAUAAACUUGAGGUAUUUUAACAACGGUACGAUCGGAAUAUCCCUCGACGAGACGACGACGGCGGAGGACGUGAACGAUCUCUUCAAGAUAUUUUCGGCGAACACUACGGUCGAAGAGGUGGUGAAGGAUGAGAGCUUCCUCGCGAAGAGUCUGGACAAGUCGGAUUUCCACCGUACCAUUUCGUACCUGCAGCAUCCCGUCUUCAAUAGCUAUCAUUCGGAGACGAGAUUAGUUAGAUACAUGAAGUCCCUGGAGAACAAAGACGUAUCUCUUGUACACAGCAUGAUUCCACUGGGUUCUUGCACAAUGAAAUUGAACUCAACGACGGAGAUGAUGCCUUGCAGUAUGAAGGCUCUCACGGACAUACAUCCUUUCGCGCCGCUCGAGCAGGCCGAGGGAUACCAGCAACUGUUCGCCGAGCUGGAACGAGAUCUGUGCGCGAUCACCGGCUACGACGGUAUCAGCUUCCAGCCGAAUAGCGGGGCGCAGGGCGAAUACGCGGGUCUGAGGGCUAUACAGUGUUACCACGAGUCGAGGGGCGACAGGCAUCGGCAGGUCUGCCUGAUCCCGAUAUCCGCGCACGGCACGAAUCCCGCGUCCGCGCAGAUGGCGGGUAUGCAGGUGGAACCGAUCCUCGUGCGGAAGGACGGCUCCGUCGACAUGGCGCACUUGAGAGAGAUGAUCGACAAGUACCGAGAGACGCUGUCGUGCCUGAUGAUCACGUAUCCGUCGACGAACGGAGUGUUCGAGGAGACGAUCGGCGACAUAUGUAACAUGGUGCACAACGCCGGCGGGCAGGUGUACCUGGACGGCGCCAACAUGAACGCUCAAGUCGGCCUGUGUCGACCCGGUGAUUACGGCAGCGACGUGUCGCAUCUCAAUCUGCACAAAACGUUCUGCAUCCCUCACGGGGGUGGCGGACCGGGCAUGGGUCCCAUCGGGGUGAAGCGACAUCUCACACCUUUCCUGCCGAAUCAUCCGGUAGUAAGUUGUUCGGGUAACGGCUAUAGUGAUUUGAAGAAUCUCGGUGCCGUAUCGGCCGCGCCUUUCGGAUCGUCCGCCAUUCUACCGAUCUCAUGGGCUUACAUCAAGAUGAUGGGCCCAAAAGGCUUACGCAAGGCUACGCAGGUGGCUAUUCUCAACGCCAAUUACAUGAGCAAGAGAUUGGAGAAGCAUUACAAAACGUUGUACAAGGGUGACACCGGGCUGAUCGCGCACGAGUUCAUCCUGGAUGUGAGAGACUUCAAGAAAACUGCCAACAUCGAGGCCGUUGACAUCGCGAAGAGAUUGAUGGACUAUGGUUUCCACGCGCCGACGAUGAGUUGGCCGGUGGCUGGUACAUUGAUGAUCGAACCGACCGAAUCCGAGGACAAGACUGAAUUGGAUAGAUUUUGUGAUUCAUUAAUCUCUAUAAGAAAGGAGAUUGCGAACAUUGAGGAAGGAAAAUUAGAUAUCGUACAGAAUCCUUUGAAAAUGGCACCUCACACGCAGGAGCAAGUUAUAAAGACCGAAUGGAAUCGACCAUAUUCGCGAGAAUUAGCGGCUUUUCCUGCGACAUUUGUGAGAGGAAGCAAUAAGAUUUGGCCAAGCGUUGGAAGGAUAGACGACAUAUAUGGUGAUAAGAAUCUAUUUUGUACAUGCCCGCCCAUUUUGCCUACAGAGCAAUAAUUGUGUGAUGUUAUAUUUAUAUACCAUGUACAGUUAUUACUUAUCUAAUGUAGGACUAUUUAAAUAUUUAUUAUUACUUUUAUACAAAUAUAUUAUUUAUAUAAAACAUAAUGCUUUUUUUUUAUCUGUUGUAGACGAAAUAUAACGAGAAUCUGUCAGAUUUAAAUUUUUAGCAAAUAAACUGUCAUUUUUGUCAUCGCUCGUA
Wasmannia auropunctata (little fire ant) is the source of this 3365-nucleotide messenger RNA. RefSeq names its product glycine dehydrogenase (decarboxylating), mitochondrial. Gene Ontology annotation, biological process: glycine decarboxylation via glycine cleavage system. The coding region runs from base 161 to 3160 and encodes 999 amino acids. The record is from RefSeq and is a predicted model, not a curated record. Gene Ontology annotation, molecular function: pyridoxal phosphate binding; glycine dehydrogenase (decarboxylating) activity; glycine binding. Lineage: Eukaryota; Metazoa; Arthropoda; Insecta; Hymenoptera; Formicidae. Gene Ontology annotation, cellular component: glycine cleavage complex; mitochondrion. The transcript is spliced from 10 exons.